UUUGAGAGAAGUGCGAAUUGUGGUAGGCCUGUCUUGAAAGUGGAGACACGCCUCUGCAUAUUGCAGCAAAGAGCAAAAGCAUUCGCAUGGUGGAAUCGCUGCUGCAAAUACAGGGUAUAAACAAAGAUGCCGUUAAUAAAAAGGGCUUAACGGCCCUCGACAUUGCAAGAGAAAACACAGAGUACCACGAAUGCCACAAUAUGAUAGCAAAGCUGGCGAACUAUCCCCCAAAGAGAAGGCAUUUCCUGUAUACCUUCCCAAACGUGAGCCCACAAAAAUACGAGAAUGCCAUUAUGCUGGUGAACAAAGCGUAUGAGGACAGGCGGAACGCAGAAUUAGUGGUGGCCGUGUUGUUAGCAACAAUGUCAUUUACAGCCGCCUUCACCAUUCCGGGUGGUUUCAAAACGGAGCUGGAGAAGGGAGAGACAGAGAAAAUGUUAUGUUCCCCUCUUCUGAUUGGGUUGCUUUCGUUUAAAGCAUUUCUCAUUUUUUAUUGUCUGGCCUUCUUUCUGUCGCUCUUUGUGGUGCUCAUGUGGCAUUUGAGUACACCUCUCACCACGUGAAAUAAAGUAAUGUUCCUCUUUGUAACCAACAUCUUGGUUUGCUCCAGCUUUGGCUUCACGGCGUUAGCUUUCGUUGCUACAGUGUAUACAAUGCUUGUUCACAAGAUUAACACUUUGGCUUUCUUCGUGCUUGGCUUCUGCACCGUCAUAUGUUGUUGUGCUUUUCUCCUUCUUCUCUGUGUGAAUAUAAAGUUUGCAAUAAAGAUGGCGAGAUUCAAACAUCUGCAUGGUGUAACUCCUCUUGUUGCUGACCCAAUGGUAGAGUGUCUGUGGAUAAAACUGGAACGUCUGGGGUUUUUGACCUGCUGCGCCCGGAGAAAGGGCAGGGCGAAUCUUAACAGUGGGUGUAUGGAGAAUGUUCAGAUAGAACCUCGAAAUCAGGUAACUGUGGGACUUGACCAAAGACAAGGGAUAGAGCAUAGCUGGCAGUGGUAAGUAAUGAUUGGAAAAAAUCCUUUAACAAGUCCGAAAUUUUCCUCCUGGAGUUCUGCAGACUAAAACUUCCGAGCAUCCAGCCAUAAGCUCAAGUAUGGAUGGAAUCCGGUAGAUUAUUUUUAAAUAUGAUUUUGUCUGUAUUGAAGUUUUGUAAGUUGAAUGUUGAUUUAAAACUUUCGAGCA
Cryptomeria japonica (Japanese cedar) is the source of this 1181-nucleotide messenger RNA. RefSeq lists its product as uncharacterized. Gene Ontology annotation, molecular function: protein phosphatase 1 binding; protein phosphatase regulator activity. Lineage: Eukaryota; Viridiplantae; Streptophyta; Pinopsida; Cupressales; Cupressaceae. The coding region runs from base 87 to 563 and encodes 158 amino acids. The transcript has 2 exons. Gene Ontology annotation, cellular component: plasma membrane. The record is from RefSeq and is a predicted model, not a curated record.